Messenger RNA from Hibiscus syriacus, 3500 nucleotides. Its product is annotated as dual specificity protein kinase YAK1 homolog. The record is from RefSeq and is a predicted model, not a curated record. The coding region runs from base 217 to 3114 and encodes 965 amino acids. NCBI's taxonomy places the organism in Eukaryota, Viridiplantae, Streptophyta, Magnoliopsida, Malvales, Malvaceae. Gene Ontology annotation, biological process: peptidyl-threonine phosphorylation; peptidyl-serine phosphorylation. Gene Ontology annotation, cellular component: cytoplasm. Gene Ontology annotation, molecular function: ATP binding; protein serine/threonine kinase activity; protein tyrosine kinase activity. The transcript has 18 exons.
AGUAUUUUAAAAAACGAAGAUUGGGAUUUGGGUUAGCUGUUGGAUUCUUUGCCAAAUAACUAAAGUUUCAAUCUUUGAUUGGAAACUGCAAUUCGAUUGUUGAUAAAAUUUGGGGGUUUUAUUGACUUUACGGUGUUUUUGCGUGGUUUCCUUUUUAAUGGAGCUAUUGGGGAUUAUAGUAAAUUUUGGGGUUAGAAAGCGUUGAUUCUUUCUGUCAUGGACGAAGUUGGUCCUAGUAAUCAAGGAGAGCCGCGGAUGAACUCGGAAUUGUGCUCCGAUGAAGGCUCUGCGAUGCGGUGGAGGCCGAGGCAGCUGGUAUUUAGGCCGUUUUCUACUAGGAAAGAAGCUGAUAGAAAGCUGCGUGUUUUUGUCAGGAGGCCUUUGGUGGCAAGACUGACAAAGGACAUAAUUGAAACGUACCAAAUAUGCAACUCACAAUUUAAAUAUUCAGAAGAACUGAAUCCAAAGCGGUUUUUGACUAGCCCAUCUGUUGGUGCCCUCAAUGAUGGCUAUGACAAUGUGAACUCAGAUCUUAUUCUAACAGUGAACUUUGUCUUGAUCAAUUUAGAAACACAGAGAAGAUAUAUUGUCAAAGAUGUUCUUGGUCAUGGGACUUUCGGGCAGGUUGCUAAAUGCUGGGUUCCUGAAACAAGCAGUUUUAUUGCUGUGAAGAUAAUUAAAAACAAACCUGCUUACCAUCAGCAGGCAUUGGUUGAAGUUUCUAUUUUGACAACGCUAAACAAAAAGUAUGAUCCAGAAGACAAGCAUCACAUUGUCCGCGUUUAUGAUUACUUCGUGUAUCAACGUCAUUUGUGCAUUUGUUUUGAACUUCUUGAUGCAAAUCUGUUUUGCAGCAUUUUAUUGACAUUUCCUCCCUUAUCUAGGUAUGAACUCAUCAAGAUAAAACAUUUCAGGGGUUUGCCAUUGAGCAUUGUUCGGCUGUUUUCAAAACAGAUUCUACGUGGACUGGCUUUAUUAAAAGAUGCUGGAAUAAUUCAUUGUGAUCUUAAGCCAGAAAAUAUUCUUUUAUGCACAAGUGUCGAGCCAACUGAAAUUAAAAUAAUUGAUUUCGGAUCAGCUUGCAUGGAAGAACGGACUGUUUAUUCCUACGUUCAGAGCCGAUAUUAUAGAUCUCCUGAAGUUCUUCUUGGAUACCAAUAUACAACAGCCAUUGACAUGUGGUCCUUUGGCUGCAUAGUCGCCGAACUGUUUUUAGGGCUGCCUUUAUUCCCAGGUGCUUCAGAAUUUGAUCUUCUAAGGCGAAUGAUUAAAAUACUUGGAUUGCAACCCCCUGAUUAUGUUCUAAAGGAGGCAAAGAACACGAGUAAGUUUUUUAAGUGCGUUGGGAGCAUACACAAUAUAGAGAACGGUGAAGUUGGUGGCAGAAGUGCUUACCAAGCAUUAACAGAAGAAGAAUAUGAAGCUAGGAAGUUAAAAAAACCGUUGGUGGGGAAAGAAUAUUUCAGUCAUAAGAACCUUGAAGCAAUCGUUACAAAUUAUCCUUACCGGAAAAACUUGCCUGAAGAAGAUAUCAUUAAAGAGGGUCAAAUACGAUUAGCUUUGAUUGAUUUCCUGAGGGGACUAGUUGAGUUUGAUCCAGCAAAACGGUGGUCACCUUUCCAGGCUUCAAAACACCCUUUUGUUACUGGGGAACCUUUCACAUGCCCAUACAGACCUCCCCCUGAGACCCCUCGCUUGCCUGUUGCUCAAAACAUCAAGGUGGAUCAUCACCCUGGUGGAGGGCAUUGGUUUGCAGCUGGUCUUUCCCCUAAUAUUGAAAACAGGAACAUGGUUCCCUUUCAUAACAGCCCACAUUUCCAAAUGGUUCCGUAUGGUCAUGCAAAUAGCUAUGGCAGUAUUGGAAGUCAUGGCAGCUAUAGUGAUAAUACAGGGCUUGGAAGCAGCUACGGUAGUUAUGGAGAUAGUAAUAAUAUGAUUGCAUAUUAUUCACCUGUUGGUCCGUCUGCAAUGAACAUGCAUCCGCAGAGCGCGACAUCAAUGCUUGGAAGUAGUCCUGAUGCUAGAUGGAGAUAUAUGCAGUACUCUCAGGGGGCAGGACUUGGUGUGAGUCCAUUAGCUGGAAACUUCGCACCACUUCCUCUUGGCACUAGUCCCUCGCAAUUUACUCCUCCAAGCUCUUACAAUCAAGUUUUCAGUGGUUCUCCUGGGCGUUAUGGUCCUACUUCUCUUGCUAGAAACAGUUUUCAGGGAUCACCUUUAAGUAAGAUGGCUACAGCUGGCCAGUUUAAUCGAAGAAAAAGUUGGGGAUAUUCCGGAAGUUCCCAAUCACAAGAGAGUUCAUCAUCUUCAAAUUGCCAAGGACAAGUAACUGAUGGCACCAUUUCUAGCCAAGCUGAGGGGCAGUCUAAUGUGGUUGGUCUCCCCUCUCACAUACAGUCAAAUUCUAACUCAUCAAAUUGGAACCAACAGCUAGUUGGCAUUGGAAUGGUUACAGGCUACCCAACUGUUCAGAAUAUACCCAACUCCAGAGGACUUGGUUUUAAUGUGCGACUGCAGCAUAGCACAGGAGCAACUCAAGACAUGUCAGAGGCUAGCAUGCCAUUGCUUGAUCCUGGAGAUUGGGAUCCAAAUUAUAGUGAUAAACUACUUCUACAAGAGGAUGGAUCAGAAGAGAGCUACUUAUCAGCUGACUUUAACAGAGGAAUGCAUAUUGGUUCAGCUGAUUCCUCCGUUGGAGUUGGAAGAUUCAACCGUCCCUCAACCUCAAGCUUAAAUUUAUCAAUUCAAAGACAAAAUGGACCUGUAGGAUUUUCGCAUGUAGAAGUGGGUAGCUCUCCUUCAGUUAAUGAUUUUCAUGCUGGAUAUUGUCGUUAUUUGUCGAAGCAUUCUCACUUCAUCCCACAUAUGACACAAAAUUUGCCUAGCCGUUUGGGGAAGCAAACUAUUCAGCAGUUCAAUAACGGCAGAUCCACUGGUGCUCGGGGUAGCAAAUGGAAUCACAUGAAAGUCCAGGUCCCUCUUAGCUUUAAUUCUGGGGGCCAACAAUCUCCUACAUUCAGUAAUGGCAUGCCAUGGGGUCAUAGGGCCAGCCAUCCCGUCUCAAAUAUUCCACCAGGUUCUCGUGGAAGAAAGGACUACGGAAGGAUUGCAUAAUGUUGGAACCGAACUCGAGUUUUUACGCCGUGGGAUUAUGUAUUGGGUGGGUGUUUGGCAAGAAAUAUGUACUCAGAUAGUUCACUUAAUUAGUGAGCCAAGUAUAAGCAAAUGUUCAUGCAGACCAUGCUCAUUAGUUGUGCUUCUCAUAAAUAUGGGAAUUUAUAGCGGCUGUUUCUGCUUGCCUCCAAUCAAAUUGCGUGCUAUUCCCAUUUUGCCAAUCUACAGGGUUACUGAGAUGUCCAAUGAAGCUGCCUCAACACGAUGUUUAUGUUAUGACUGGUAUAUGAAACGUACAUGCAUGCAUGCAUGUUCCGUAUUUAUUAUAUAUUUUAUGAUUCGUUAUUAACAUAUAUUUAAUGAUUGAAAGUGUACUUAUUUAUAUA